Molecule: messenger RNA, 540 nt
Organism: Gongylonema pulchrum
Lineage: Eukaryota; Metazoa; Nematoda; Chromadorea; Rhabditida; Gongylonematidae
Source: the annotation of a GenBank genome assembly
AUGCCGAUGUUGUAUGCCUCUACGGCGCAAUUUUUGCUGUGCAAAAUUUCUCACACAUCAGGUGGUUAUGGUUUGAUUACGCAGCCAUCUGCCUACCAGUACUACGAGAAUCAUCAUCACCACCAUCAUCACGAUGCUCAUCACGAAUCCGAAGUCGAUGACAGUGAUGCGCCGAAUGUGCCAAUGCAUUUUCAUGGCAAUGCUACGAAUCCACAUGGCGAUGACGACAGUGUUGCUAAAUUACUGGAAGCAAAAGUGCGGGUACUGUGUUGGAUAUUAACCGGAAAGCAGAAUCAUGAAAAGCGAGCGAAACACGUGAAAGCAACGUGGAGUCGGCGCUGUUCGAAAUAUAUCUUUAUGUCAUCAGAAGCAGAUCCAUCACUGCCAUCCGUGAAUCUGAAUAUCUCGGAAGGUCGUGACCAUCUCUGGGCCAAAACAAAAGCAGCAUUCAAAUAUGUUCAUGAUUUGUAUAUUAAUGAUUAUGACUGGUUCAUGAAAGCUGAUGAUGACACAUAUGUCAUUGUGGAAAAUUUGAGGUAG